Messenger RNA from Priceomyces carsonii, 1212 nucleotides. Its product is annotated as GNAT family N-acetyltransferase. The record is from RefSeq and is a predicted model, not a curated record. Lineage: Eukaryota; Fungi; Ascomycota; Pichiomycetes; Serinales; Debaryomycetaceae. The coding region runs from base 1 to 1212 and encodes 403 amino acids. The transcript has a single exon.
AUGGAAUAUUCACAAUAUGCGGUUAAACAGAUAAACAGUACUGAUUUUGCCUCCAAGAAGCUGAUAAUGGAGGAAAUAAUAAGGAUUACCGCGAAUCCAUUCAAGGGGAACUUGCCUGUAGAUGUUUUUGUCAAUGUCGGGUUGGAUCAAGCUGAAAAAUCCACAGAUGCAUGGCAACAGUUCUACCUCCUUGAUCAGCUUAGUGAGGAAACUGGAAUAGCUUGUUCUCUUCGAAUUUUUUACAAAAAAGGAAAUAUGGACAAUUUCAACUUAUUAAUCGGAAACGUACAUACGAAUCCGAAAUAUAGAAGACGUGGGUUACUUCGAUAUUUGAUAUCUGAAUGUAUUAAAAAAUAUGAAACAGAAGGAUACCACUUUUUGAAUAAGUCGUCCGAUAAUCUAGAAUGUGAUAAAUUCCUUGGAGAAAACAUAAGGAAAAAAAAAUAUAAUUACUAUUGGACUCUAUACUCAGGAGUGUCUGACUUAUAUGCCAAAUUUGGGUUUGAAAGUUUUCCGGGAAUGAAUUGGUUAACUUUGAAUAUUCAAAUCAAAAACAUCUCAAAAUCAGCAGCAGAUUUGUCUAAAGAGCAUCGAGAUUUAGCAUUACUCAAUAUAACGUCAGACAAUGUCGCCGAUAUAGAUAGGUUUAUCGUAUAUCCUAAGUAUCUAUCCUAUAGGGAUACGGAAAACGCAAAAUUUCAAAGGAGUACGAGUUAUGAAUCAUCACUGAUAAGAGCCUUCCUCAAUAGAGACAAUACAGUUUACUCUAAUUUUGGAAUUCACAAAAGAACUAUCGGUUUGAGGAUUUUACAUCCCUUAUUAGAGAAAGAGACUUUUGUCAUUAUUGGCAGUAAUAUCGAUUAUUCAGGCGUGUUGGUACAUAAACUUUUUACGGAUUUAUCAGUGACCAUUGAGCCUGAAAUCGUUACCCAAGAUUUGGCUUUGAUAGAAAAUUAUUUGAAACAGACAAUUUUCGAAUACAGUUUUGAUUUGUUUAUUAAUCUUGAAAAAAUUCCCAUCUCUUUGAGUGUCCAGGAUAUUUAUACAAAAGAUAAAGAAACUCACAACUUUAUUGUUCAAAGAUUGGCCAAAAAUGAGUGGGCAUACGACGACUCUAAUAAAAAUUUUUUACCCAUGAUGAAAGACUUUGGAAGAAAUGGAGUCGCUGACGAGGUUGAGUGGAUUAAUAACGGAUUCUGGUGCUUUGGUUAA